Molecule: messenger RNA, 1690 nt
Organism: Sinocyclocheilus anshuiensis
Lineage: Eukaryota; Metazoa; Chordata; Actinopteri; Cypriniformes; Cyprinidae
Product: splicing factor 1-like
Exons: 11
Coding region: 147-1667 (506 amino acids)
Biological process (GO): regulation of mRNA splicing, via spliceosome
Cellular component (GO): nucleus
Molecular function (GO): zinc ion binding; mRNA binding
Source: RefSeq, a predicted model, not a curated record
UUGUCGAUCUCAGUGGGCGCCAUCUUAGUUAGCGGGUGACAGAAGAAGGUUGCAUGUUAGGAGACAUACGUUCAUAUUGUCUAGAAAGGAAACAUACGUUUUUUUGUGCAUAUACAAAACUACAGCGAAGCCCCUGACGCCCAGAAAUGGCAACGGGAGCCAACGCAACCCCGCUGGGGAAGCUGCACCCGAGUAUCGGCGCUAAGCGAGGCUUUGACUCUGGCCCCGGCGCGGGGUUAAUGGCACCGCCCGGGCCUGCGGUGUCUUUCCCGCUGCAGAACUUACAGCAACCGCAAUUAUCAAACCCAGGUUUCUCCCAGUUCCCCGGAGCCGUGAGUUCUGCGCUCUCAAACCCAGUCGGAGUGGGACUACCGUCUCAGGCGGAGAUUGGAGAUUUUGGCCAGAAGAAGCGAAAAAGGAGUCGCUGGAGCAGUGAAACCCCUGAUCAGAAGACCAUUAUCCCGGGCAUGCCCACCGUAAUCCCUCCUGGGCUGACUCGGGACCAGGAACGAGCUUAUAUAGUCCAACUGCAGAUCGAAGACCUGACACGUAAACUACGUACAGGAGACCUGGGAAUCCCUGUUAACCCUGAGGACAGGUCUCCAUCUCCUGAGCCCAUCUACAACAGUGAGGGGAAGAGGCUUAACACGCGUGAAUAUCGGACACGCAAGAAACUGGAGGAAGAGAGACAUUCUCUUAUUACAGAGAUGGUGGGACUGAACCCUGAAUUCAAACCCCCUGCUGACUACAAACCACCAGCUACUCGGGUCAGUGAUAAGGUGAUGAUUCCUCAGGAUGAAUAUCCCGAGAUCAACUUUGUUGGGCUUUUGAUUGGCCCACGUGGAAACACUCUGAAAAACAUUGAGAAGGAGUGCUGUGCUAAGAUCAUGAUUCGUGGUAAAGGCUCAGUAAAGGAAGGAAAGGUGGGCCGUAAGGAUGGACAGAUGCUUCCAGGAGAAGAUGAACCUCUUCAUGCACUGGUCACUGCUAACACCAUGGAGAAUGUCAAGAAAGCUGUAGAGCAGAUUCGUAAUAUCCUCAAGCAGGGUAUUGAGACCCCUGAAGACCAGAAUGAUCUGAGAAAGAUGCAGCUGAGGGAGCUGGCACGACUCAAUGGCACUCUGAGAGAGGAUGAUAACAGAAUCUUACGUCCAUGGCAGAGCACAGAGCCUCGCAGCAUCACAAACACAACUGUCUGUACAAAGUGUGGUGGAGCAGGUCACAUCUCAUCAGAUUGCAAGUUUACCAGUUCCUUUGCACAACGACCUGGCGAACCACCCCAGUCUGCUCAGGAUAAGGCCCGAAUGGAUAAAGAGUACUUGUCUCUGAUGGCAGAGUUAGGAGAGGCUCCAAUCCCUGCCUCCAGUGGGGGCCACAGCAAUCCUCCCCCUAGUGGACCUCGUCCUGCAGGACCCAACAACAACCAGCCACCACCAAAUCGCCCUCCUUGGAUGAAUUCGGGCCCUACUGAUAACAGGAAUUUCCAUGGCAUGCACCAGGGUCCUGGUGGCCCUCACAACUUCCCUCCACCAAUGCCAAACAUGGGCGGCCCUCAUAUGCCGCCAAACCCCAAUGGAAUGCCUCCACCCUGGAUGCAGCCACCCCCUCCUCCAAUGAGCCAAGGCCCAGCACCACCCGGACACCCCAUGGGUGAGUGUGACCUGUGAUGUUUAGGGUCUCGGUUCUACAA